UGCAACUUCAGACGUCACUCAUUGAAAACACCAUGGCAGCCACCAAAGCCUCCAAAGAACAGAAAUACGACAGACAACUCAGACUGUGGGGGGACCAUGGUCAAGAAGCACUGGAGAAUGCACACGUUUGUCUCAUCAACGCCACGGCAACUGGGACAGAAAUACUGAAGAACCUAGUGCUACCAGGUAUUGGCGCAUUCACCAUAGUUGAUGGACACACUGUCUCUGGUGAAGAUGUUGGAAACAACUUUUUCCUCAGUAACAACAACAUUGGAAAGAACAGAGCACAGGCUGCCACUGAGCUUCUACAGGAACUUAACAGUGACGUUUCUGGGAACUUUGUUGAAGAGAGUCCUGACAAGCUCCUGGACAACGAUCCAGAGUUUUUCCACAGGUUUACUUUAGUCAUUGGUGUCCAGUUGCCAGAAAGCAUAUGUUUGAGGUUAGGCUCGGCUCUGUGGAGUGCCUCUGUACCAUUCCUUGUCUGUAAAACCUACGGUCUGAUUGGCUACAUGAGGCUGGUAGUGCAGGAGCAUACAGUGAUUGAAUCUCACCCGGACAAUGCCUUGGAGGACCUGAGGUUAGACCAGCCUUUUGCAGAAUUCAAGAAUCACAUCAAGACCUAUGACCUAGACAGCAUGGACAAAAAGGACCACAGUCACACUCCGUGGGUAAUCGUUGUUGCUAAAUACCUGGAGAAGUGGCUCAGUGAGCAUAAUGGUCAGCCACCAAAAAACUACAAAGAGAAAGAGGCCUUCAGACAGCUUAUCCGGGGAGGGAUCCUGAAGAAUGAGAAUGGUGUCCCAGAAGAUGAAGAAAACUUUGAGGAAGCAAUUAAGAACGUCAAUACUGCUUUAAAUCCUACCAAGGUUUCUAGUGCUGUUGAAGACCUUUUCAAUAGUGAGCAGUGUAACAACAUCACAUCACAGACUGCCCCCUUCUGGGUGAUGCUGCGAGCUAUUAAGGAGUUUGUUCUUAAUGAAGGUCAUGGGAGUCUGCCUGUACGAGGGACCAUCCCCGAUAUGAUCGCUGACUCUCAGAAGUUUAUCAGCCUUCAGAAUGUUUACAGGGAAAAGGCCAUGCAGGAUGCAGCUGCUGUUUCCAAGCAUGUUGACAGUCUAUUGCAGUCUGUUGGAAAGCCGCCAGAGAGCAUCUCUGAAAAGGACAUCAAACUGUUCUGUAAGAAUUCCUCCUUUCUGAGGGUUGUUCGCUGCAGAUCUUUGGCUGAUGAAUAUAGUGUGGAUUCAGUAAAUAAAGAUGAAAUCACCUCAUUUAUGGACAAUCCAGAUAGUGAGAUGGUCUUCUACCUCAUGAUUCGGGCUGUUGAUCGAUUCUACCAGCAGCACUCUCGCUAUCCAGGAGUUUAUAACUACCAGGUGGAGGAGGACAUCAGCAAACUGAAGCUCUGUGUCAACAGCUUAUUGCAGGAGUACAGCCUCAAUGUCAACAUCAAAGAUGACUACAUCCAUGAGUUCUGUCGAUACGGAGCAGCAGAGCCUCACACAGUCGCUGCAUUUUUGGGAGGAUCUGCUGCUCAAGAGGCCAUCAAGAUCAUCAGCCACCAGUUUGUGCCAUUCUGCAACACUUUCAUUUACAACGCCAUGUCACAGACGUCUGCCACUUUACAGUUAUGAAUACAGUUACUGCUUCUGAGUGUGGUUCCAGAUACACGAGAGAAAGGAAUAAAAGCAGAGUUUCACA
Messenger RNA from Cheilinus undulatus (humphead wrasse), 1701 nucleotides. RefSeq names its product nedd8 activating enzyme E1 subunit 1 (gene nae1). The record is from RefSeq and is a predicted model, not a curated record. Lineage: Eukaryota; Metazoa; Chordata; Actinopteri; Labriformes; Labridae. The transcript has 20 exons. Gene Ontology annotation, molecular function: NEDD8 activating enzyme activity; ubiquitin activating enzyme activity. The coding region runs from base 33 to 1634 and encodes 533 amino acids. Gene Ontology annotation, biological process: protein neddylation; ubiquitin-dependent protein catabolic process; DNA damage response. Gene Ontology annotation, cellular component: nucleus; cytoplasm.